This is a messenger RNA of Apodemus sylvaticus (European woodmouse), 1581 nucleotides long. RefSeq names its product putative sperm motility kinase W. Gene Ontology annotation, molecular function: protein serine/threonine kinase activity; ATP binding. The coding region runs from base 1 to 1581 and encodes 526 amino acids. The record is from RefSeq and is a predicted model, not a curated record. Gene Ontology annotation, biological process: intracellular signal transduction; protein phosphorylation. Lineage: Eukaryota; Metazoa; Chordata; Mammalia; Rodentia; Muridae. The transcript has 2 exons. Gene Ontology annotation, cellular component: cytoplasm.
AUGGACAAGAAAUCCCAACACAAGCUGUCGAGAUUGUCAGUUGUCGGGCUGUUGUACCGCACAACCUGUGUGCUCCAAGUACAGGGAACACUUACCAUCAUAGCCAACAACUCUAAAAAGAAGAAUAUGGCAAGUCAGUACAAGGUGCUCUUCACUCUUGGCCAGGGUUCAUUCGGCACCGUGAAACUGGCCUGGCACCUGAAAACCGAGGCACUGGUUGCUAUAAAAACAGUGGAGCUCAGCAAGAAGACCAUCAGAGGGAUCCGUGCAGAAAUAGCGGCAUUAGAGAAAUUACACCACCCCAACAUCAUCUGCCUCUUCCAAGUCCUAACAACAUCAAGGCAUGUCAACCUCAUUACCGAAUACAUUCCGGGAGGCAACUUGUUUGAAAUCAUACAGGAGGAUGGCCCACUGCCUGAGGAAGAGGCAAGGAAAAUUUUUGGGCAGGUAGUGUCAGCGGUAAAGUACCUCCACAGCAUGGAUCUUGUCCACCAAGACAUCAAACCACAAAAUAUACUGAGGGAUGAGGACGGUAAUGCGAAGCUUAUAGACUUUGGUCUGACCACCAAGUGCAGAUCUGGCACCUUACUCAAACGGCAAUGUGGGACCAAGAGCUGUUUUGCCCCAGAGCUUGUAAUACAGGAGCCCUAUGAUGGCAAGAAGUCAGAUGUCUGGAGUUUGGGUGUGGUACUUUAUUUUAUCAACACUGGGCAUUACCCCUUCACAGGAAGCACCACAAAGGAGAUGGAGGAAAAGAUCGCAACGGGGACUUAUGAAAUCCCACCUCAUGUCUCAGGGCAACUUGAGAACCUGAUCCACCAAAUGCUCACGGUGUCCCCAGAGAUGAGGCCCUCCAUUGAAGAAAUAGAAAAUCAUCCCUGGGUGAAGAAAAGUGAGGUCAAAAUCCCAACUAUGACAGAACCAGAUUACCAUGUCAUAGACAAGCUGGGUGGCAUGGGAUUCAAUGAAAAUGAGAUCCUGGAGUCCCUGCGCAGCAAAAAAUAUAAUGAAUCAAUGGGGGCAUACUUAAUCCUGAAAGCCAAGGUAGACAAGGGCCUUGGGCAAGACUCCACCCUUUCGGCCAAGACUGCGGAUCAGUGCCCUACACCACCUCCUUCACCAGCACAUCCCUCUCUCUCCGGGCUUCCCCUAAAGAGAAGGGCCAGUGAGCCCAACUUUAGCCUCCUCCACAUCCGGCCCUCAGGAGAACAGGGGCCUGAUGCCUUGGUACUAUCAGGACACAAGGUGGCCAGAAGUGUCUCCAUGCCUCCCAUUGCUCUACUCGGUACCGAGGGAAAGAGCAAGAGUUCCAGCUGUGCCCUCUCUUCUGGAGCUGUGGCUGCCCCAUGUGUCUGUAGCAGCAUAUUGGAGGACAUAAUGCCCUUGCCGCCUGAUGAAGAGCGUGACACGGAAACAUCAUCUCCACCUCAGAAGGUCGGCUGCUUCAAGCGAAUGAGCAAGAGAAUCAGAGCCUGCUUGGCACGACUCUGCUGCUUCCCACGGGCUCGAAAGUCCAAAAGGAAGCAUGAGUCCUCCAAGAAAGGGACUGCCCUGAAAGAGGCCGGAGAUAGAAGCCAAUGA